CGCCACUAUCAGCUUCCGGUCAGCAUUGUCAUGAUGGAGUUGAUGGCUGUGAAGCUGAUGGUGAACAUGCAAACCGCACGCGAGCUCAGCAGUGGUGGGGUUGUGGUCGAAUACAGGGAGUCGGAAGGAUGGGAAGGACGGCAUCGUUAACUACGACGGCAUGUGCCUGAGCGGACGGCUGCUGCUGGGGAACUUACAUUAGCUCAAAACACCUCCUGGGAUCAAUUGUGACCACGAGAAGAACAGGAAGACAGGCAUCGCUGCUCUCUUUCGUCCACAGACCACCGACAGCAAGGCAUUCGAGAUGACGAAACGAUUCGUAGAGAGCAAGGAGGCGGUGACAGCGGAAAAGGAUGAGACGACGGGCCGGAAGAUGAUGUGUAUUCAGGACUUCAAAGAAGUUGCAGACCGGAAACUGCCUCGGGUUCACAGGAACUACUACAACGACGGCUCAACCGAUCAGAUUACAGUGAGAGAGAACUCGACCGCCUUCCUGAAAUAUAGAAUCAGACCCCGUGUGCUUGUCGAUGUGUCCCAAUGCUGCCCUUCUGUUGAAUGCCUGGGUCGCAAGGUCGCAUUUCCCGUGGGCAUUGCACCCACUGUCCAAUUCAUUGCCCACCCAGACGCCGAGAUCGCUACCUCCCGGGCCUGUGCGCGAAAAGGCAUCAACAUGGCCAUCGGCAGCCUUGCCAGCAACACAGUAAAAGAUAUCUGCGACGCUGGGAAGUCCGUUGACUCGAACAUGACCUACGCGAUGCAGAUGUACCCCUUUAAGAAUCGCAUCAUGGCAGCGAAGCUCAUCAAGGAGGCCGAAGCGCAGGGUUGCAAGGCGGUAUUCCUGACGGCCGAUUCACCCACGCUAGGCGUGCGGUACCGGGAGUGGAAGGACGACUUUCGCAUACCCAGUGAACAGGGCUUUCCCAAUAUCGGCUGGACGGUCGAACGGUUGCGGGCACAGAGCAACGACUCCGUAGGUCAGGACACGCUGGACGACAGCCAAAACUGGGCGCGCGACAUUGCCUGGUUCAAGAGCCAGACUAAGAUGGAGAUAUGGAUCAAGGGCGUGCUGACGGCCGAGGACACGCAGAAGGCUGUCGAGAUGGGUUGUCACGGGAUUAUCGUUAGCAAUCACGGCGGAAGGCAGUUGGAUGGUGUGCCAGCUACGAUUGACGCUCUACCAGAAUGUGUAAAGGCGGCAAAUGGGCGGUUGAAAGUGCAUAUCGAUGGUGGUAUUCGAACGGGAUCGGACAUUUUCAAGGCCAUAGCCUUAGGGGCAGAAUGCUGCUGGUUGGGUCGGCCAGCACUCUGGGCACUGGCAUACGAUGGCGAAAAGGGCAUGGACCUCAUGCUGCAGGUGCUUUACGACGAUUUUGUACGGUGCAUGAAGCUCGCGGGCUGCCAGACGAUCAAAGACAUUACUAAAGCGAGUCUGGGUGUUGUUAGGCAUGAUGGACCAUUAGCUAGGCUGUGAUGUGCGACUCGCGCCCGAUCGCAGAUGUCUGUGAAAUGUACAAAUCUAUUAAACAUUGUUUCUACGAGAAAAGAUCACGC
This is a messenger RNA of Coccidioides posadasii C735 delta SOWgp, 1551 nucleotides long. RefSeq lists its product as uncharacterized. Lineage: Eukaryota; Fungi; Ascomycota; Eurotiomycetes; Onygenales; Onygenaceae. Gene Ontology annotation, molecular function: FMN binding; oxidoreductase activity. The record is from RefSeq and is a predicted model, not a curated record.